AUGUACGCUCCCCGACGUGAACCACCCAGAGACCCGUCCGUGACAAAUGAACUGACCUCGUCUCCCACGCAAACAGCUCUCUCGGACGAGGGGGCGCAGAAGCGGUUCCGAAGCGGCCUGUUCGACAAGUCCGUGUUGGACUCGUACACCCGUGAAUAUGCCACUUCUUCACCGUACAAGCACGCUGUGAUCCAUGAGCUCGUCGACGACAAAUUGUUGCGCUCUGUGCGAGACGAAGUGCGCGACAACGUACAAUUCACCCCCAAGGAGACCGACAUUUACAAGAUUCACCAGUCCGGAGACUUGGCCAACCUGGAUGGCCUCGACGACGAGUCCUUGGCCAAGCUGCCGUCUUUGUUGGCCCUCCGAGACGCCAUUUACUCCGAGACGUUCAGAGACUACGUGUCCAGCAUCACCGGCUGCGGCCCGUUGAGUGGUAGGAAGACUGACAUGGCAGUCAAUGUCUACACGCCGGGCUGCUUUCUGCUCUGCCACGAUGAUGUCAUUGGCAGUCGCAGAGUCAGCUACAUCCUGUACCUGACCGAUCCCGACAAGCCGUGGCAGCCGGAAUGGGGCGGUGCUCUGCGCCUGUUCCCCGUGCAGGAGAUUGUGGGCAAAGAUGGCGAGGUUGCCAAGACGCCGCUGCCCGACGCCGUCAAGGUGAUCCCACCGGCCUGGAAUCAGCUCAGCUUCUUUGCUGUCCAGCCGGGCGAGAGCUUCCACGACGUGGAGGAGGUGUACCACGCCGAGUCCAAGGAACAGCUCGACGAGGACAAUGGACGAGUUCGCAUGGCCAUCAGCGGCUGGUUCCAUAUCCCCCAGAUCGGAGAGGAGGGCUACAUCGAGGGUGAGGAGGAGAAGAACGCCAAGAACAGCAGCCUGAUGCAGCUUCAGGGCAACCCGGCGCAGUACGACGCGCCCCAAGCCAAGCCCGUCAGGAUCGCGAACCCCACGUCCAGCCAGGGCGAUUUCGAAGAGGCCGACUUGGAAUUCCUGCUCAGGUACAUCGCGCCGACGUACCUGACGCCCGACACGCUCGACCAAGUCUCGCAGCACUUUGGGGAAAACUCCAGCAUCACCUUGUCAGACAUACUGUCCAAGAAGUUUUCCCGGCGACUAAAGCACCACAUCCAGGAGCAGGAGGAGCAGGCCCUCCCGCGAGAUAGCAAAGCCAUCGAGAAAGCCACGCCCUGGAAGGUGUCCAAGCCCCCUCACAAGCACCGCUACCUGUACCAGCGACCCAGCGAACCGGACCAGCUGCGCACGUCACAGGAGGAAUCCCCCAUCACUGAGCUCCUCGACAUCCUCCUGCCCAGCAGGCAAUUCCGCCACUGGCUCCAAAUCGCCACGGGGUGCACCGUCGAAAGCCACGACCUUGUUGCGCGCCGCUUCCGCCGCGGUUCCGACUACACCCUCGCCACAGGCCACGACGGCAAGCCCCGGCUCGAGAUCGGUCUCGGCAUGACGCCAACCACCGGCUGGGGAGACGAUGACCAAGAGGCCAAGGAGGAGCCCGAGGCAAAAGGCGAAGGCAAAGGCAAAGGCAAGGCCAAAUCCGUGGAAGAACCACCAUCCAAACUGGCAGGGGAAGACGACCAGGUCGGUGGCGUGGAGAUCUACAUGGCCGGCGACGACGACGACGUCGACGACGAAGAUGCCGCCGUGUACAAGUCGUCGAGUGAUGACGACAACAUCCUCUUCUUCCAGGCUGCGUCGUGGAACAAAUUGACAAUCGUGCUGCGGGACCGCGGCGCCCUCAAGUUUGUCAAGUACGUUAGCAGGAAGGCCAAGGGCGACAGGUGGGAUAUCUCCGGCGUCUUUGAAAUAGGAAACCUCGACGGCGAAGAUGGCGACGGGGACGAGGGCAACGGUGAGGGUGCCGCCGGUCCUGCGCUGGGCGAGUCGGGCGACGAGGAUGUCUUCAAUGGGUUUUCGGACACGGAGGGAAGCGAGUCCGAUUAA
Metarhizium album ARSEF 1941 is the source of this 1962-nucleotide messenger RNA. Its product is annotated as 2-oxoglutarate and Fe(II) dioxygenase domain containing protein 1. Gene Ontology annotation, biological process: peptidyl-proline hydroxylation; regulation of translational termination. The record is from RefSeq and is a predicted model, not a curated record. The coding region runs from base 1 to 1962 and encodes 653 amino acids. Gene Ontology annotation, cellular component: cytoplasm. Gene Ontology annotation, molecular function: L-ascorbic acid binding; peptidyl-proline dioxygenase activity; iron ion binding. Lineage: Eukaryota; Fungi; Ascomycota; Sordariomycetes; Hypocreales; Clavicipitaceae. The transcript has a single exon.